Messenger RNA from Raphanus sativus (radish), 396 nucleotides. RefSeq lists its product as uncharacterized. The record is from RefSeq and is a predicted model, not a curated record. Lineage: Eukaryota; Viridiplantae; Streptophyta; Magnoliopsida; Brassicales; Brassicaceae.
AUGGCUACAAGUGGGCUACGAGACCAAGGUUGGCUUGAACUGAGUCAGGGGAGAAAGAAGUGGAAUCAACGGGAAGACUUCAUUGCGAGAAUCAAUCAUAUGGAGGCUUGCAGAACUUCUUCCUAUGGUAAGCAAAUCGAGGCCGUGAUGCAAGAAGACAAGGACUCCUUGGAAGGAAAUAGAUUACAAAAAUGGGCGCUUGGCUGUCAGGCGCAACCCUUUGACUUGGUUUCCUUGUCGAGUCAAUUCGUUCUUCCAGUUCUGCAAGACUGGUUAUGUCGCAGAGCUGCAGUUUUCCUUUUUCUUGUUUUUCGCAUAAAAGCUGUUGCUGUAAUAGAAAGCGCAUACAAGCUAGCACUGACAAGUAAGCCUGCUCACAAUCGCAUCUAUUAUUAA